AUGUGGCGCGGUGGGGAACUGGAUAAAGACAACCCGCAGCUUCUCACACUCGUUCAUGGCAUAGACCGAAAGGGAAGACCUGUUAUUAGGGCCUACAGGGGCAAUGCUCGCCAUCCAGUCUACCAAGAGUACCAAGAAGUUAUCAACAAAAAUUAUGAAAAAGCUGCAAGACUCUCUCAGUUUUCCAGGGGCUGUGAAUCACCGUUGUACCGUGUAAAUAAUAGUUCUUCCGAUUUAUGUUACUCCGAAUCUAUCAGUGCUAGCACUUCAACGCCAAGAACUCGUGCCAUGUCGCACUGGACUCCGUCUCUCUCUGGAGUUAGAUCACCAACGAUUGUCCCAGAAGUAAAAGGUAUGCAGGCUAUUAUAUCAAGGCUGCGCUCAUCUUUAGCGAUACACGCCGGCCUGGGACCUACGAACAGUGAGGUUAACUUUCUUCCUGUUAUUCCUGUCCGCGUACGAAAACCACCGUCUAGCAACUGCCUGAAGAAUGAACGUCCAACAGGAAACACUGUUCCGAAGAAAAUGGAGUGUGACUCCAUUAAGUACAAUAAUGUAGCUGAAGAAAAAACUUUAUCUUCUUAUACAGAAAGCUGCGGAGGAGGCAAGGGAACUUUUCAUCAAACAAGGAAAGUAAAGAAGCGGAAGAAAAAGAAGACUCUGAGGUCGAAAAAAUUAAAGUCAAAAAUUAAGCCAAUCUCGGCAGACAUGGUCCCGCUUAACUCGAUAAAUUCGAAAUAUUUGUUGUCAUAA
Porites evermanni is the source of this 753-nucleotide messenger RNA. NCBI's taxonomy places the organism in Eukaryota, Metazoa, Cnidaria, Anthozoa, Scleractinia, Poritidae. The record is from the annotation of a GenBank genome assembly.